This is a messenger RNA of Apiotrichum porosum, 198 nucleotides long. RefSeq lists its product as uncharacterized. The transcript has 2 exons. The record is from RefSeq and is a predicted model, not a curated record. Bases 1 to 198 code for a protein of 65 amino acids. NCBI's taxonomy places the organism in Eukaryota, Fungi, Basidiomycota, Tremellomycetes, Trichosporonales, Trichosporonaceae.
AUGAAAGCUCAACUGCUCUUCACCUCUACCCCUAAUCAUCAACAACCAGGAGUUGUUCACAUCUAUUUCUUUGCCACCUCAGCACCUACUCUCCGCAAUGGGGGAGCAGAAGGGACACAAAAGGGCGCUGAUGAGUCUGGUCAAACCAUCAAAGUGUGGCAAUCGGGUAUGGUAGUAGCUAACGCUGUAGUCGCCUGA